AUGUCUCUCGAACCUCUUGCCUUCCAUUCAAUUUGCGAGAGCCCAUCCUUCAACAUGGCUCGCCAAGGCGAUUCAUCUGCUAGCGCAAACUCUCCGUUAUCCCCUCUCACUUUCAGACCUCGAUCUUCUCCUCCGUCGGCGACGGGCUCCGGCUCUCUGCGCCCUAGCUCUGCCAAGAGGAUCUCCUCCAACCCCAAUCCAAAUCAGCUGCUAAGCCCCAGCGAUUUGGUCGGUCCUUCGCCUGUUACUUCAAACGGCACAGAAACUACCGAAAUCGAGGAUGAUGUCGCCGAUGACCUGCUUAGUCCCCAAGACGGUGACCCCACACAAAACACUGAGCUUUUACCUCUUACUACAACUCUUUCUGAUAGCGUCCAUCAGCAGGGCACAGAAGAGUCAAACUCCGUUAUCCAUGCUCCCGAGAGCUUCCGGAGCUGGGUAGGCGAGGAUCAAUUGCUCCUCGACCAAACUGGCGAAAGAUCAUCACCGAAGUUGGAUGCAGCCAAGUUGCCUUCCAGCCCCCCAAGCGCCUACCAUGAUCUCCCUCCCGUAAAGACGGACAUCAAGCCUGUGAGGUACAGCCUGGACAGUGCCACCCCGCGCGCCCAAGACCUUCAGGACAUGCUAUCGGAAAGCAGUCGCUUGCGCUCCAGCAGCACAAGCAGCCUCGAAAAAAUCGAGGAGCAGACGGAAGCCGAAGGUGAUGAUGAUGAUGACCUCUAUUCCGACGGCGAAGGACUUUUCGGCAGGGCGCAGCUUCGAGGACAACACAAUGAGAUAGAACGACUCAAUCUUUUGUUUAACACAGCAUGGACCUGCUGUCUCGAAUUCGGCAGCUACAACACACGGCGCAGAAAGCGAGAUUUAAACAGCUCUUCAGUCUCCGAUACUCAUGUUUAUGCCUGGCAGACGUGUUGGAAGCUCUGUGAGCGACUUAAAAACGACGAAAGCAGCGAGAAAGAUUCUCUCAAUGUCCGUGACGGCUUGAAUUUGUGCCGCAAAUUCUGCCAGGCGUUAUUCGAACUCCGCCCAAGAAAGGAUGAGGUAUUCGACUCCAUGCUGCGCGUCAUUUUUGAAUUGAACAACCAUCUUUACAGUGGACAAGAUAACCGAAACCUCCCCGAAGAGUUCAGAGAGCGGACCCUUGACUUUUACGUCACCAUCUGUCACCGACUGAUGAAGCAACGGACCACUUUGCAGGACGACUCGGACAGAAUUUUGAAGGCCUGCUGGUCCUUGACAGAAGUUCUCUUCAGUAUUCGUCAAAAUCGACGAGACGGGAAUCCUGCAGACGAGAACCUUCUUGUCGCUGCUAUUGAAGCUACUUACAAUCUUAACGACUUGUUCCGCGAAGGACUCAGUGCAUCCAGGUCCGAGAGAAGCACGCCCCGGCCCAGCCAGACGAGCUUCUCCUAUCCUUCUCCGGAACACACGGGCAGGGAAAGUCGUUCUUCCAACCAUUCCUCGCGCUCCAAGAGAGAUACUAGCAGCAAAGGGUCAUCAUACCAAGAAGAACGGCCAAGAAAGCCGUCCAAGGUGCCCGAGACCCCAGUCACCGAGUUUGAAGAUACUCCAAUUUCUCCGGAGAGCCGAUCCCCUCAGAUGCCCAACAUCAUGGUGCUUGGUCCUAGCAGCGAUGGUGGUCGAGGCAGUCGCUGGCCCAGUAGCGCUUCCAACUUGUCCAGCUACUCCCACAACAGUAACCGAACAUCGAGCACUGCCACCACAACUACGGCUACCGAGGACCUCAACGUGACACGCGCCAAAGUUCUCGUUUUGCGCGCCGCUGUUCAGCUUGGAUUCAACAAGGAGGCUAUUGUAGAUGUAAAAACGGGCAAUACGGCACUGCAGAAAUUUGUAUCGGAACUGCAGCCUGGAGCGUUUGGUUCUCUUGCCACGCAUGCCACUUUGCUACAGCAGUACAAAGAGUCCAUUCUGACCGAUGGCUUCGUUCCGCGAAGCAGCUUUGUGCUGUCCUCGCGGACGAAGAGAGUGUCUGUUCAAGACUUGGCCAAGUCUGUGCAGAUCAUGAUCAGCACAUCCCAGUCCCGAUAUGGCUACUUGAGAGAGCUGUUCAAAUUUGUGUGCAGCUUUCCGCUCGAAGAGGCAGAUUCUCGACGCAACCUCAUCAUACAAGUCUGA
Beauveria bassiana ARSEF 2860 is the source of this 2142-nucleotide messenger RNA. RefSeq lists its product as uncharacterized. The coding region runs from base 1 to 2142 and encodes 713 amino acids. The transcript has 7 exons. The record is from RefSeq and is a predicted model, not a curated record. NCBI's taxonomy places the organism in Eukaryota, Fungi, Ascomycota, Sordariomycetes, Hypocreales, Cordycipitaceae.